AAAACCAAGGAGAGAGGAAGGCUGGCAGCGGACCGGUGUACCCACAUCAUGACCAGCUACCGCCACCACUCGGGAUACUUUGCGGACGAUGAGGCCGGGCACAUCACGCACCGGGCCCGGGUGCAGCCACCUAAGAAGCCAGUGUUCCCGGAAAUGGGGCAGACCUCCAAGCUGGGCCGCAUGCCACACCCGCCAACAAUGUGUGGUCCCUCGGGCAGCUCAGGGCCUCGCAGCCAUCGAAGAAACUCGAGGGGCCCUCCACCGUUUGGUAGCUUCCUGGAUUUUCUUGUCGAGGGCCAGGUGCUGGACAGCCUGCAGAGGGUGGUGGAGGAAGCAACUGAGCGCAUGGCUACCAUGAAGACAGAGACUGGGGUGCCCCUGGUGGAGGUGCAGGAUCCAGUGGAGGUGCCGAGGGGUGGGCGGCGGGUGCGUGCCCGGCCUAGCCUCAGUACUGUGCACCGGCACCAUGUCCGGCCCAACCUCUGUGUUGGGCACCCCAACAACUACCCAUCCUGCUCCAGCUCCCUGUCCGACUCACAUAGCAGUAUCACAGCUGGCUGCCAGGACAGCAACCUGGGCUACCCGGGCUUGGGCCCACUGCCACCCAUAAGGGACAAAUUUCUGCAGGAGAAGAGCCUCAAACGGCUGCUGCAGCUGGAGAACAGAGGGAAACGCCUGGGGCAAUUCUGCUCCCAGAGAGACUCCCUGCUGUGGGAUUCGCUGGCCUCAAGCUUGGGCACAACCGAAGCAUCAGAGCCGGGGCUUGGAGAGAGAGAGCUGACCUUCCUCAAGAGAGAGUUCAACAAGGAGAUCAAGUCCUUGCUGAGCCAGCCAGAGUCCUUCAACCUGCCUGGCUACUCUUCGCUCCGUGAGCCCCAUCGGACCCUAGACCUCCUGGCCAAGCACCAACUCUUCCCUGCCCUGCAGAGUGUAGUCAGCCAGGCUGUGGACAAGCUCAGUUGUGCUGUCUGCCAGAAUGGCUGCCCUCUCUUCCCAUCAGAAUGGGAGCCCAAUUCAGAAGACACGCCAGGCUCUAAGCGGGCCACACCUGCUGAAGGGGAGGAGUCCUUUGAUGAUACGGCCCCCACCACAACCUCCAGUGUCAAGAUGGGUGGAAGAAAGAACACAAAGUCCAGAACACGGGGCAAGCUGAAGGAAGAUGGUUCCUCCAUGUCUAAUGCCCAAGGGACCACCAGAUUUAGGCUCCAGAGCCCCAAUUACAUGAAGAAGAUGACACUGCCCUCCAUCUCCUCCAAGUCCACGUCCCACCUCUCCACCCCCUGGUUAGAGGAGCUUGUCAACGAUUUGAUGGAUCAGGCUGUCUCCUUGCUUGUCUGCAAGUACAAGUUUGAGAGGAACCUCAACAAGCGGCUGGGCCUUAUCUCCUUCCCCAUCACCGAGACCCUCCUGGACCUCUUGCUGGGCUUCAAGAAAGUGAAAGGCUCCCACAUCUGCCUGUCCUCAGAGGUCAACUGGAACUGCCUGCUGCAAAAGCUGGAGGAGGCCCAAUGGGCCCGGCAGAUAUCUCUGCAGGCCUCCAAGCAUGGCAUCCCCCAGCACAGCACCUCCCAGCACACUGUCUCCCACCAGGACACCAGCAACCAAGAUACCUCCCAGCACAGCACAGAGGCCCCCUCCAUGUCGUCCACGCCAGCCAUUGUCACGGAUCAGAAGGUGGCCGAGGAGCCCUCCCUCCACUCUGAAUUGCCAGGUCCCGAGCUUCCCACCCCUCAGGAGAAAAGUACAGCUGAGGAGCAAGAGCCCGUGAACGUGUUGGAGCCCACGCUCUCCACAUGCUACAGCACUGACGGCUCUCACCAGUCUGAGCAAGCAGUGGACGUGGGGGAGAGCCAGAGCAGUGAGGAUGCGGAGGAAGAUGACAAGGACCAGAGUGAGGACAAGGACUAUGAAAGUUUGGGGGGAUGA
Messenger RNA from Miniopterus natalensis, 1926 nucleotides. The record is from RefSeq and is a predicted model, not a curated record. NCBI's taxonomy places the organism in Eukaryota, Metazoa, Chordata, Mammalia, Chiroptera, Miniopteridae.